Molecule: messenger RNA, 1158 nt
Organism: Tilletiopsis washingtonensis
Lineage: Eukaryota; Fungi; Basidiomycota; Exobasidiomycetes; Entylomatales
Product: putative diacylglycerol acyltransferase type 2b
Exons: 11
Coding region: 1-1158 (385 amino acids)
Biological process (GO): triglyceride biosynthetic process
Cellular component (GO): endoplasmic reticulum membrane
Molecular function (GO): diacylglycerol O-acyltransferase activity
Source: RefSeq, a predicted model, not a curated record
AUGCCGGCGCCCGCGUCCGAGACGGCCGGCACCCGCCUCGCCGCCUCGUCCGACGCGGCGCCGCCCACCACGCCCGGCGGCAGCAUCGGCACGCCGGCGUCGGCCUUCCUGCCGCGGCCCACCGACAUCCGCUUCGCGCCCAUCAAUGUGCCGCGCCAUCGCCGCCUGCAGACGAUGGCCGUGCUCUUCUGGGGCCUGCUGCUGCCGCUCAUGCUGGCGCUCUUCUUCCUGCUCCUCUCCAUUCCGCCGCUCUGGCCGUUCAUCAUCGCGUACCUGAUCUGGAUUGCGCGGGAUCGCGCACCGGAGAACGGCGGCCGCAGGAUCGAGGCUGUGCGCCGCCUGGCCGUCUGGCGCCGCUUCGCAGAGUACUAUCCGGUUAGCCUGAUCAAGUCCGCCGAUCUGCCGCCAGACAAGAGCUAUGUCUUUGGAGCGGAGCUGAUUGUCCUGCCUGUUCGCUGCGCUGCUCCCCCAGACCACCCGCACGGCGUGAUCGGCAUGGGCGCCGUGGCCAACUUCGCGACAUGCGCGACCGAGUUCCCGAGCUCCUUCCCCGGUCUCACGCCGCACCUGCUCACUCUGUCAAGCAACUUCAACAUUCCGCUCUACCGCGACGUGAUCCUCGCGCUCGGCAUCUGCAGCGUCAGCAGGCGCAGCUGCGAGGCCAUCUUGAAGAAGGGUCCGGGCAGCGCGCUGACGAUCGUCGUUGGCGGCGCGGCCGAGUCUCUCAAUGCGCACCCGGGCACGGCUGAUUUGACGCUGCGAAGAAGGCUGGGCUUCAUCAAGAUCGCCAUCCGCAACGGCGCCGACCUUGUGCCCGUCUUCUCCUUCGGUGAGAACGACAUCUACAUGCAGCUCGCGAAUGCACCGGGCACACGGCUGCACUCGUUCCAGAAGCACUUCCAGAAGCUGUUUGGCUUCACGCUGCCCGUCUUCCACGGCCGAGGCGUCUUCAACUACUCGUUCGGCCUCUUGCCGUAUCGUCACCCCAUUGUGUCCGUCGUGGGCCGCCCGAUCAGCGUCACACGCAACGCGAACCCGAGCAAGCAGGAGCUCGAGCACUACCAGCGUCUCUACAUCGAGGAGCUGCACCGGAUCUGGGACACCUGGAAGGACGCAUAUGCGGCGAAUCGCAGCAAGGAGCUGACGAUUGUCGACUGA